AUGAGUGGUUUACGCAAUACUAUCAAGGGUGGCUGGCACCCAGAAGGCAAGGAAGGUGGGAAGGAGAGUUGGCGAGGUGAUUUCAAAGGCAUUAACCAAGUGGCUGGGUGGAUGGGAAAGGGCAAGGAAGGUGAAUCCUCUGGCUCUGGCUCUGGCUCUGGACGUACCCCUGAGCCACAAGGGGGUAUCAGAGGCUCAGUGGCCGGUUGGAUGGGAAAGGGAAAGGAAGGUGACUCCUCCAGCUCCGGACACGGCUCCUCGUCACAGGGGGGUAUCAGGGGCCACGUGGCAUCGUUUAUGGGAAAGGGCAAUGAAACCAGCUCAAACCGCUCCGAGCAUGUCUCACAACCCUUGUCGGCCCUAAAAGACCCAUCUUUAUUUGGGCCCCCUCCGAAACAUAUCAAUUACCAUGGAGCCGCCGCUGCGCCAAAUCAGACAACCGCCCAGGAUCCCCAUCGCCGAGAAGUAGCCGAAGUAGAGGAGGAACAGUACCAAAGGCCGCCCCCACCAAUCCCGUAUCGCGCCGACACAAGUGGCCUUUCUACAGACAAUCUCCCCCCACCACCAGUGCGGCGACUGGACUCUGCAAGUUCCGCCUCGAGCUCAAUCUCAAAGCAAAGGCCACCAAAGCCCCCGCCACGACUUCCCGCCCGCAAUGCAUCCUCCAGCUCCGAAUCGCUCCCCGCUUAUUCCCCUGGCCCGGUACUCUCCCACGAUUAUAUCAAUCAAGAUGCUACGUCCCGCCUAGCAAACGCGGGCGUCUCGGUUCCUGGAUUUGGAAUCGGCCAGGAGAAAUCUCCGUCGCCUGCACAUACACCUGUCAAUGAGCUGCAGUCACGCUUUUCCCAGAUGAACACGAGAUCUCCAUCGGCGCCCACCCCGCCUGCUCAGUCGCACCCUGCAAGUAGCACAUCUUCUCUCCAUAACUUCCGCGAGCGCCACGCAGAUACCAUCGACUCGGGGAAACAGAAGUACGGUGAUUUCCGUGAGCGCCACGCAGAUACCAUCGAUUCGGGAAAGCAGAAAUACGGCGAUUUCCGUGAGCGUCACGCAGAUACCAUCGAUUCAGGAAAGCAGAAGUUGAGUGGUUACGCGUCACGGCUCACUGGCUCUUCCCCAGCAGCGCCUAGCCCACCGGCCCGGCCCGCGUCGAAUACUUCUAGUAUGAACCUGGAACCGGCGGAGCCCGCACGGGGCACAUCCUCCGUGCAAGAUUUCCGUGAACGCCAUGCCGACAAGAUCGAGUUGGGUAAAGAGAAAUGGGGUGGAGUCACAUCACGUUUCAACACAUUUGUGGAGGAUCGUAAAUUCUCCGCCGAAGCCAACAAACGGAUUCCACGCCCACCUGCUCGUCCCAUCCCCAUGGCCCACUCUAAUUCUUCAGCGGUCUCAUCCACAGAACCCGCUCAACGCAAGAAGGCUCCUCCACCGCCUCCACCUAAGCGGGCUGAAUUUCGUGCGUCUCCUGUUGACGGUUCGUCACCAACACCACUCGGGGGGCCUCCUCCUAUUCCCCAUGACACCAAGCCCCGCUAA
Molecule: messenger RNA, 1536 nt
Organism: Penicillium roqueforti
Lineage: Eukaryota; Fungi; Ascomycota; Eurotiomycetes; Eurotiales; Aspergillaceae
Exons: 4
Coding region: 1-1536 (511 amino acids)
Source: RefSeq, a predicted model, not a curated record